AUGGGAAAAAACGUGGAACCUCGCUUGUGGAUCAACGUGAAAAAAACGAAACGAGGGAAAGUGAUACCGUGCAUGGAGGAAACGACGGCGCUGAUGACGGCGCUGAAGAAAAACAACUUCGACAUGAGCAAGUGCAUGCGGGAGUCAGAUUUGUUGGAUAAGUGCACGAGCACGCACGCGAAAACGCCAAAGGUGAAGAAUACGAUUAACUUUCACUUGCAAAGGCUGGCGAGGAUGGCGAAAGUUGCGAGAUGA
Molecule: messenger RNA, 255 nt
Organism: Bathycoccus prasinos
Lineage: Eukaryota; Viridiplantae; Chlorophyta; Mamiellophyceae; Mamiellales; Bathycoccaceae
Exons: 1
Coding region: 1-255 (84 amino acids)
Biological process (GO): mitochondrial translation
Molecular function (GO): structural constituent of ribosome
Source: RefSeq, a predicted model, not a curated record